AUGGCAACACGCAACCAUGCUCUUACAGGCUGCGGCGCCUGCCGUAUGCGUCACUUGAAAUGCGAUGAAGCUCGUCCGCGGUGCCAGCUGUGGCAGAUCGGUGGUCUGGUCUGCCCUGGCUAUACAUGUCAACUCAAAUGGAGUCAAGGUACCGAGAGUCCGCAAAACGAGGAGACGGAGGAGCGCAUCUUCCGCCGGCCAUUGUUCUCAGUUGAUGAGCAAGAUUCAGUGACACAGAGUAUUGUUGACAGCCUGGGCAAGCGAAGCACGAGUGCUGCCUUGGCCUACUUGGACCGAAAGACCAAGUCCUGCACAGCAACAGCUCUAUCACCUAACUCAAACUUGUUCCAGGGACUGUUUAAUCUGCAGGCGUUGCCAUGUUGUGAGCUCACCCUGAACGAUGAUGAUGAUGCGAAUAGCGUCCCCUUCAGCGAUGGACAUGUCGAUGCCAGCCCUUGCUUUCAAUAUGUCGACUCCCACUACACUUCUGCCGAAGGAACAUUCGCCACUUUCUCUGAUAUCACACUCGACUUCGAGUGCCUGCAAGCUGAUCCCUCCGGGUGCGCCCGAACUGCUGCGCCAUUUCAAGGAUCGUAUAGUUUCUUCUUCGUUUCCGCUCAAAAGCGUCCGAAAAUGUCUGUGGCGGAGAAUCCAUCUGCCAGUGGCUUUGAGAACAUUUGCCGGACUCUCAAAUGA
Molecule: messenger RNA, 696 nt
Organism: Aspergillus homomorphus CBS 101889
Lineage: Eukaryota; Fungi; Ascomycota; Eurotiomycetes; Eurotiales; Aspergillaceae
Exons: 4
Coding region: 1-696 (231 amino acids)
Biological process (GO): regulation of DNA-templated transcription
Molecular function (GO): zinc ion binding; DNA-binding transcription factor activity, RNA polymerase II-specific
Source: RefSeq, a predicted model, not a curated record